Rotaria sordida is the source of this 600-nucleotide messenger RNA. The record is from the annotation of a GenBank genome assembly. NCBI's taxonomy places the organism in Eukaryota, Metazoa, Rotifera, Eurotatoria, Philodinida, Philodinidae.
AUGAAGAACUUCGUUAUAAAUGUAUUAAGUGGUGCUGUUACUGGUAUAUUACCAUUCUGUUUUAUUUAUCCACAUGAUAGUAUACGCGUACGUUUAGCUAAUGAUAUAAGAAGUGUAAAGAGAGGUGGUGGUGAACGUAAAUAUAAUGGGCUUAUUGAUGCUUAUAGGAAGACAUUGGCUGCUGAUGGUAUUGUUGGUCUUUACUGUGGUUUCAUCACACCAUGCGUGUGUGCAGGUGUUUAUUAUGGAUGUUAUUUUGGUUUUUAUAAUGGAUUGAAGCCAAUUUUAAUUGGUACUGAUGCUGGCAUUCUGACUUCAUUUUUACUUGCAUUUGGUGUAACCAUUACAUCAGGUAUUGUCUCAAAUCCUAUUGCUACUGUUCGACGACGUAUGAUGAUGACAUCAGGUCAAGCUGUUAGAUAUAAAGGAUCAUUAGAUUGUACGGUCCAAAUUUUGCGUCAUGAAGGUAUUAUGGCAUUUUUCAAAGGAGCUGGUGUUUGGAUUAUUUAUGGUAUCGCUGCAGCUGGUGUCUUAGAUGGUUUCGAUAAACUCGUAGAACUCUAUACUGGCAUUAAAGUUAAUACUGGUGCUCACGAUUAG